This is a messenger RNA of Mangifera indica (mango), 3327 nucleotides long. RefSeq names its product scarecrow-like protein 28. The record is from RefSeq and is a predicted model, not a curated record. The transcript has a single exon. Bases 937 to 2931 code for a protein of 664 amino acids. Lineage: Eukaryota; Viridiplantae; Streptophyta; Magnoliopsida; Sapindales; Anacardiaceae. Gene Ontology annotation, molecular function: sequence-specific DNA binding; DNA-binding transcription factor activity. Gene Ontology annotation, biological process: regulation of DNA-templated transcription. Gene Ontology annotation, cellular component: nucleus.
CACUACCUUCCUUAGCUCUUCUUCAGCAUCCUUUUCACACUCCCUGUGACAUCAUUUUCUCUACAGACAAGACCUCAAAAAAGCAAUGAUCGAGACAUUUAGAAAUGAAACUGGUAGUUUUAGAGUUAUAGUAUGGUAUAGUAUUCAGUAGUAGAGGAAAAAAAAAAACGGAGAAAGAGAAUAGGGGUUAGUUAAGUUAGUAUAUAAAAACACAAGUGUUUUACGGUUUAUGGUUCUUUUGGGAGGUGAGUGAAUUUGGGAGAUGAAUUUUUGACAAUCUAUACAGCUGGGGUUUCUUUCUUUUGGUUCUGAUUUUAAGCUAUCAUGGAUUUGUUCUUGGCUGCAAAAGCUGCUCUGAGUUUCAAGGUUUCCAUGAGUUUCAGCUACCAAAUCGAUCAAGUAUGUGUUCAUUACACUUUCUUUCAUGAUGUGAAGAAACAAUGAGCUUUUGGUGAAUGUUUUGGAAUCCGAUGAUUGUUUUGUUAUAUGUGUUUGAUUAGUCUUCAAUUCUUUGAUUCUUUUGGGGUGGGGAUUUAGAAUUUGGAUUUUUUAUUCUUUGCAUAUUCUUGUUCUUUAAUUCAUUGCACCCUUGUAUUAUUCAUAUAGGAACACUGGAAAUUUGUUAUAAAACCUUUUUUUGAUUUUCUUCAUCGGAUUCCUGUUGUUUUUAUUGUAUUUUUUGAUUUCUUGAAAGUUCACACACUCACUUAGUCUAUCUCUCUAGAUUUACCUUGUUAAAUAUACUUACUAGGCUAUACAUGAACACAGAAGAAUUUGCACAGGAAAACUCAUACAUUGCAUAGCAGUAUAAAAUUAAAGAACCAAAGAGAGAUAGGAAGUUUUAGAGAUAAGAAAAAAAAAUAGGUUGGUUGGGUGAAUUGAAGUUGAAAACAUUAAGAAAACACAAAAAGAACGAAAAUAGGAAGGUUAUAGAGAAUGUUGGCUGGGUGUUCUAGUUCUACAUUGGUCUCACCAAGGCAGAGAUUGAGGAGAGAAGCAUCUGCACAAUUUCAAGCUUGCCAUUUUCAGUUGCCUUCAAUGAACACACAGAGACUGGACUUGCCAUGUAGCUUCCCGCGAAAGGACACUUCAAGGUCACAGCCCAUUAGACCUGUUGGACUAUCAGUUGAUAAGCAAAUUGAGUCCAAGACUAGCAGUUGUUCUCUGAAGCAAAACAUCCGCCUACCGCCUUUGGCUACCAGCAACAACCAGAGAGAGAUCAAAGAUGAGUUUUGGGAAAGGGGUAAGAAUCUGAAGAGGUUUGCAGAAGGAGGGUUGGUUGACGAGUCUUGCAUUAAUAGGGCUAAGAGGAAAAAGUGUAGCAAUGAUGAUGAUGGAAAGAGUGACGAUGUUCAUGAAAGUGGAGAUAGUUUGAGUUUUGGCCAACUGAGUAGUGGGAACUUUUGGUUUCAGCAAAGUUUCACUGGCCAAAAUGUGCCUCAAGUUCCUUUUACUUUGACUUGUUCGGGGGAGGAUGAUAGGGUCUGUUUUGUGCCUGGUGACUUGAUCUCGCCACCCCUGCCAUUGUCAAACAUUCCUUGGGUGGAAUCAAUUAUAACUGAGAUCACUGAUUUGGGUGAAAAAGGUGGCGAUGAGACCAGCCAUAGGCUGGCAAAAGAGGCUUCAGGUUCAAGUACUUCAUCAGAGAGUCAUAGCUUGGCUCUUAGGCUGCAUGAGAAUCCUGUGGAGCGUGAUGUGGGAAAUGGGUCUAAGAAUCCUAAUCCACAUCAAGGUGGUGUGGAUGCUAGUGAGGAGGAUAACAACACUCAAGGUUUUGAGCUUGUCAGCUUACUUACUGAAUGUGUUGAAGCAAUUGGCACAAGGAAUAUCCCUGCCAUCAAUCAUUAUAUUGCUAAGUUGGGGGAUUUAGCUUCCCCAAGAGGGAGCUCUAUAAGUCGCCUAUCUUCUUACUACACUGAAGCUUUGGCUCUUCGGAUUGCCAGGCUUUGGCCUCAUACUUUUCAUAUUACUCCUCCUCGAGAUCUUGAUCGGCUGGAAGAUGAUUCAGGUUCUGCAUUGAGACUUUUGAACCAGGUGACUCCAAUUACAAAGUUUAUUCAUUUUACAUCAAAUGAGAUAUUGCUGAGAGCUUUUGAAGGGAAAGACAGGGUUCACAUUAUUGAUUUUGACAUCAAGCAAGGGCUCCAGUGGCCUAGUUUGUUUCAGAGUUUAGCCUCCAGGACUAAUCCUCCAAGCCAUGUGAGAAUCACUGGUAUAGGUGAGUCAAAGCAAGAGCUAAAUGAAACGGGAGAUAGGCUUUCUGGAUUUGCUGAGGCACUGAACUUGCCUUUCGAGUUUCAUCCAGUUGUAGACAGGCUAGAAGAUGUGAGGCUGUGGAUGCUGCAUGUGAAGGAGAGGGAAAGUGUGGCAGUCAAUUGUAUCUUUCAGUUGCACAAGACACUGUAUAGUGGGAAUGGAGGAGCACUCAGGGAUUUUUUGGGACUUAUUCGAAGUACCAAUCCUACAGUAGUAAUUAUGGCAGAGCAAGAAGCACAGAACAACUCCCCUUUAUUGGAGAAUAGAGUUUCCAAUUCAUUGAAGUACUACUCUGCCAUUUUUGAUCUGAUUGAUUUUGCCCUCCCAUUAGACAGCCCAGUUAGGAUGAAGAUAGAGGAAAUGUUUGCAAGGGAAAUCAGGAAUAUUGUUGCUUGUGAAGGAAGUGACCGAUAUGAAAGGCAUGAGUUUUUUGAUAACUGGAGGAGGAUGAUGGAGCAAGGAGGGUUUCGUUGUGUGGGGAUUAGCCAGAGGGAAAUGCUUCAGAGCCAACUGCUGUUGAAGAUGUACUCUUGUGAGCAUUAUCGUGUGAAGAAGCAAGGGCAGGCUGGAGCGGCACUUACUCUAAGCUGGAUGGAUCAGCCUCUUUACACAGUCUCGGCCUGGACGCCUGUUGAUGUUGCAGGCAGUUCAUCCUCUUUUUCUCAGCCAAUUUGAUAGCUGCAGCUUUCUUUUUCUUCAUACAUACAUCAGUUGCAUACAGAGAAAGGGACACAAAAUUCUUUGUAGGUAGAGAAUUCUGUCAUCAUAAUCAUUCUUUCAUUCUUUUGUUGCAGAUAAGAUUUUUCAAAUAUGAUAUAGUGCCAGAAUCAUUUGUAUGGAUACUGUAGCUUCAUACCAGUUUCAGUUCUUUGCAGGCCAGAUUUGUUUAUUUCAGUCUGUAGUAUUUGGAGUCAAUUUGUGGUUAUUCUUUAAUUCUUUAUGUAAGAGAUGAUAUUCUUUCUAGUGUUGUCAGUUCAGUAGUCCUUUUUUCAUUCAAGGUUAGUAGAAAUAUGAACAAUGUAGUUGGAAAAUCUAUUUUUAUAAAUGAAAUGAUAUUAUGGAUUUGUGUUA